UCCCCCACAGGUCACAGGUCACAGGUCACAGGUCACAGGUCACAGGUCACAGGGGUAUCCGGUCACUUCGUUCCAUGGUCACUUUGUUCCAUGGUCACUUUGUUCCAAGUCACUUUGUUCCAUCUGUUAGUCACUUCGUACCAUCAAAGAGUCACUUCGUUCCAAAGAAUAGUCACUUACUUCCAAGGGGAAAUCUUACAAAUCUUACAAAUCUUACAAAGCUACUAAACACCUAAAGUGGAUAGAAUGUCGAUUUGAUAUAAACUUCUAGUUUACUUACAAAAGUAAACUAGGAGAAAUAUCCCAAUGAAAGUGUUUUAAUCUUUGCAUCAGACCAAAAAGAUCCCCAGGACUUGGAAUUUGAAAUUGCAGCAGACCAUAUCCCAUCAGAUUUCCUGCAUGCUGACAUCAGAGUGUGGUGUCGGAGACACCUAGUUUUCGCCACUGAUCAGCAGUUCAAGUUCCUUGCCCGUUCAAAGUCUUGGUACGUCGAUGCCACAUUUAUUAGCUGUGCCGCGGAGUAACUCGUUCGUAAACGAAGAUUCAAAACGGACCAAGCAUUCGUUAACUUCGAAUUUUCAGAAAAAUCUAUUGAGAAUAAAAGUUUAAUUACUUAGUUUGCCUCUGGAACGAAGUGACUAUUCUUUGGAACGAAGUGACUAUUUGGUGGAACAAAGUGACUCUUUGAUGGAACGAAGUGGUUGGAACGAAGUGACCAUGGAAUGAAGUGACUGUAAACUGUCACAGGUCACAGGUUGCACUUAAUUGAAACUUUGAUUAUUAAACAGUGAAUCUUGUUCCUGAAAAAUGCAAGAAAAGGAAAUACAGUUCUAAGUAGCACUGAGAAACGCUGUUCUUGUGCAGAGAAUUAUCUGCAGAAAUCUUGAGACUCUAGCUCGGCAGUUGAAGUGGAAAUAUCAGGGAACUGCGGGAAAUAUAGUUCUUUCACAUGAAAAGAUUUAUUUGGUAUGUUACUUGGCAAAUUGUGUAUGAAUCAUAUCAUACCCUGAUAAGUUUUCUUUCUUCAAAAUCUACUUUGGAAGUUCUGUAGUGCUGGGAAGCCACUGUUGUGACAGGUAACAUGCCGAUUUUGCUGGUGGAUGAAUUUACUACGUUCGAGUUCACUACCCACAACUGUCAGUUUGCCACCUAUUUCAUUCGCAUUCGCUACUAUUGAUAAAACUAAAACUUCACGAAACAAAAAUAUAUAGACCUAAGAUUUCAUGCACAUACAGAUUGUUCCUCAUUCUUUCAUUCAUUCCCGAGCCAAACUCAGUUAGGUGAGGGAGUGAACUUGGCCUGUGGGUAGCGAACAUGUAGCGAACUUGAACAUAGCAAACUCAAACAUAGCGAACUUGAAAAGUAGCGAAGCUGGCAUAAACCCAUUGUUACAUGGUCAACAUCAUAUUGAUGAGGUUCCACUUGUGCAGUUAUGUAGCUAUUUGUUAUCAGUAUAAUCGUAUUGGCCUUUGAGGAAUUGGGCGUAAUUGAUUCUUAUGAGUGGUAGCUGUGAAUUAAUAGGUUAUGGCUUCACUGUAAUCAGUAAUUCAUUGUCUAGUUAAGGAGUAAUGCAUGACCAUUUUCGAACAACAAUGGAAAAUGUACAGUUAACUAUGACUUGUUUUACUGGUUAAUUGGUUGUGGUCUAUAAGCUUGUUGCUCAAUGCUGGAUUACCUACUUUCAGAUGACUUCCUUGGUACCCAAAGUUCACAUACUGUUAGCCAUGAGGCAGGCCCUCUUAAAAAGUAUGAUGAAACAGUCAGGAGCGGAAAGCUGAAACUGGACAAAUAUCAACGGCAGAUUGUUGAGCAUCUACAAAGAUUGUAUGAUGAUGCAGUUAACUAUCAGCCAACUAGUUCUGGGUUUUUUAGUAAGGUUUUUAGAGUCAAUAGUAAACAAAAAGCCCCUGUUGGUCUUUAUCUCCAUGGCAGUGUAGGUUGUGGCAAGACAAUGUUGAUGGAUUUAUUUUAUGAUGAAAUUCCUGUGGAAAAGAAACAAAGAGUUCACUUUCAUUCAUUCAUGUUGGAUGUUCAUUCAAGUAUCCACAAGUUUAAAGCCAGACUUCCUCCACGAGACCCUAAGUCCAUAAGAGCCCAGCCAUAUGAUCCUAUUCCUCCAGUUGCUGAACAGAUCAGCUCCAAGUGGUGGCUUUUAUGUUUUGAUGAGUUCCAGGUAACAGACAUUGCUGAUGCAAUGAUUCUCAAGAGAUUAUUCACGGCACUGUUUGAACAAGGAGUUGUAAUGAUUGCUACAUCAAAUAGACAUCCAGACGAUUUGUACAAAAAUGGUCUUCAAAGAAGUAACUUCCUGCCCUUUAUACCUAUUCUUAAGAAACACUGCAAAGUUCUCAGCCUUGAUUCUGGAAUAGAUUAUCGCAGAACAGAUAUGGCUUUCAUCGGCAAAGUAUUCUUCAGCUCUCUUACUCCAGAAACAACUGGUGAAUUGGACUGGAUAUUUGCUACAUUAGCUCAACAACAAACGCAAGAAGACGCUGAAUGCAAUCCAGGUCCUAAAACAAUACAAGUGCUUGGCACAAGAAAGCUAACCGCACCGCGAACUUGUGGAAGAGUCGCUGAUUUCAUGUUUGAAGAGCUUUGUGCCCAGCCUUUAGGAGCAGCGGAUUAUUUGGCUUUGUGUGAGAACUUCGAUGUUAUCAUUUUACGAGACAUUCCCAGAAUGACAUUGUUUCAAAAGACAGAGGCCAGGAGAUUCAUCACCCUCAUUGACGCUCUCUAUGACAACAGGAUUCGUCUUAUAUGUUCAGCCGCGACCUCAGUCGGAGAUCUUUUCCUUGCAACUCCUCUAGCCACGAAUGAUGAUGAUUUCAAACGAAAACUAAUGGACGACCUGGACUUAUCAGCUUCCGAUGCUCAUUCAAGCGCCAUAUUCACGGCCGAGGAAGAAAUCUUCGCGUUUGAACGCACCAUUUCUCGCCUGACUGAGAUGCAAACCGAGCAGUACUGGAAAUGGCAAGGCUUCCGUAAAUCGUGGGAAGUGUUUAGCAGUUGACACGGGGAAAUAUUUUAUAGUUUAAUGCAAUUUUAGGAAAGGGGUAGUUUGACUGUGUGGCGGAAAGUCAAAUAGACGGAUUAAUAGUUAAAGCCUUUUUUGAAGAUCUGUUUUGAACAAAGCGUCUCUUGUCAUAAAUCAAUGCAGUUUUAAAACUUAAAAGUUUUAUAAUCCAACAGUUCUAUUCAAUUUUUUGAGCUUAAUAUUAAAUGUCAUAUAAGAUUCUUUUGACGAUUUCAAAGCCAAAACUCGCGCGGGAGAACUUUCCCUCGCUUUUCGCCAAAUUCAUUGGCAACUUACAUCUAUUUUGGACAUUGUUAAAUCGCUUUAAUUUAAUCUUCUUUUACCUCACACUUUUGCACAUUUAAUUGGAAAGCUCCGCCACUGUUCUUUGGUAUGAAUUUUAGAUUUAUGGACUGGCCAAAGUCAGUCACCUCACCACUGGCCUUCAAAAUAUACAAAAUCAAUUUAAAUUAUUUAAAUUAAUAUAUUUUCUUGUCUGAACUAGACAUAUUUUUCAAGGAGACAUGGGUACAAGUAUUGGUGGACCCACCAUGUUCUCAUUAGUUAGAAUGAAUAUUAUUAAGAUAUUUAUGGAAAUGUUCCAUGCAUGUCUAUAUUUCGUGAUGCUGGAUCAUAUUUUUUAACGUUGAUAUUUCGUAACAGGUUUACGUAAGAUAAGGUUAUUACUGAGGGAAACUUCGCUUUUUACAUUAAAGUUUUUCGAUCUUGAAACAUAUUUAAACGGUAAGAAUACUGUAGAGUGCAACGCCGAUUUUUGAAACCUCAAAAGGUAACGAAAAUUGGUUUGAAAAAUCAAGUAGUUCUUGAAAUCGGAGGUAAAAUAACAGUGUUUGACUUGGGGAAAAAUAUGACUUUUGGUUCGAGUUAUCGGAAGGUUCGAAAAAUCGAGGGUUCGAGAAACCGGGAUUAUAAUGUAUGCAUUUUACAAUACAAAACGUUAUUUCAUGUUAAUUGGUGAUAAGAAUGUUUCACAAGAAAUGGAAAUAUUGUAAUAUUUAUUGUGUAAUGUAUGGUUGUUCUGUUAAUGGCCAUUUACAGGCAAAGGGUCGAAUUUAUCUAUUAUAAUUAACCUGUUCAGAACUUUGUUUGUAGUAUAAUUUUAAAUAUUUUUUACCUUCCUCUACUAGAGCUGUUUUCAGUUGAGUGUCGUAAAACCAAAACCAA
This is a messenger RNA of Orbicella faveolata, 4198 nucleotides long. RefSeq names its product AFG1-like ATPase. NCBI's taxonomy places the organism in Eukaryota, Metazoa, Cnidaria, Anthozoa, Scleractinia, Merulinidae. Gene Ontology annotation, cellular component: cytoplasm; mitochondrion. The record is from RefSeq and is a predicted model, not a curated record. Gene Ontology annotation, molecular function: ATP hydrolysis activity; ATP binding.